CUGUUUCCAAGACACUGUGCCUGUUGUUUCUCCCCCGGCCUCUCUGGCAGCCAGUGGCCUCUUGGGCGAAGACUCGCAGAAGCGGCCACGGAAACCUGGCUCGCGCGGGGCGGGAAGGCGCAGGCGGCUCGUGUCGCUGACACGCUCACCCUCCGUGCCUGGCCGCGCCUCUGCGACCAGGUGACCCAAUGAAAGAGGAAAAUGAAAGGCAUUAAGAAAAGUCUUACAGAAGAAUAUCUGUACUUGGACUUUUCUCACCAAAUGGAAGGAUGCAUCUUUCCUCUUCAUACAUCUGUAACUUUAUUUUUGUUAUCAUACUGUGACUGCAAAAUCUUCAAAGUUGGCUUAGUCCUCACAAAAGAAAGCACAGAUAUUUCGCUAAAAAAUGUAGUGCCCCAGGAUGUUGAAAUACAGAUUAUUUCAAAGCAAGAACUUCCAGCAAUAGUCCAGAAUUGCUGUUUACCUGCAGUAGUAGAAAAACCAGACAAUUUCUGUAGAGCAGGACUUGCUGUUGUACUGAGACACAUAAUCCAGAAAUCAUAUGAAGCUGACCCCUCAAAGAAGGAAAUUUUGGAACUUCUGGGUUUUAAGAAGACUUGCUUGAAAGCCUGUGCUGAAGUUAGUCAGUGGACCAGGCUAUGCGAACUCACCAUCCCUUUAGCUAUUGAGAAUUUUCUCAAAGAGUCUUCUGACCAGCACCCAACUAUCCCUGCAGAAAUACUGCAGCUAGAGAGAAAGCUCAGUGAGCCCGUUAGAGUGCAUAAUGAUGACAAACUCCGUCGCCAGAAGCUGAAGCAACAGAAGGCUGCUGGGGUUGGGCCUGCCCAGGCUAAGAGCAAGGUCUUUAGACAAGAAACAUCUGAAGAGUUGGACUCUUCAUCCAAGAGCCUGGAACUGCAAGUGGCAUUCUCAAAGCUCGCAGUGUACGAAGAACCAGCUACUACCAACAGGGAGCCUUCUCACAUCAGAAAAGCAAAAGUGUCUGACCUUCCGCCUCUGGAGCAUGUGUUUGCAGAAGGCCUGUACUUCACUCUGGCAGAUAUCGUGCUCUUGCCCUGUAUCCAUCAUUUUUUGGCAAUUAUCUGCAAGAAACUUUCUGAAAAGCUGAUAGAAUUUCCACUGCUGGCUGCUUGGUACCAAAGGAUUCAGGAAGUGCCCAGAGUAAAAACAGCAGCUUCUCAGUGUGGGAUCCAAUUUCUCCACUUACCAGAGUUGCUGACCACCUUGAAGGAACAAGAUGCAAACUUAAGUGAGGUCCCAGGUGUGGAGGAGCAAAAUGAUACUUCAUUUUUAGGAGGACCAAGACCCACUAUGACCAAGUUAAUGGAAAAAGGCAUUGAAGUGAUGUUUUCUCCCCACCCUUGCCCUACUUGGACCCUUGAUUGGAAUAGUCUUCCUGCAGCAGUGAGCCCAAAGGAAGGCAAAAUGUCCAGUGAUCGAGCUUUAAGGAAGCAACAGCAGUUAAACAACCUUGUUUAUGUGGUGACAAGUCAGGCCAAACCCGGUGACAGAAUUGUGGAUUUCUGCAGCGGCGGGGGCCAUGUUGGCAUUGUCCUUGCUCACAUGCUGCCAUCAUGCCAGGUUACGUUAAUAGAAAACAAGGAACUAUCAUUAAUUCGUGCUAAGAAGAGAAGUGAUGAACUAGGUUUAAGCAACAUUUGGUUCAUUCAAGCAAAUAUGGAAUAUUUUACAGGGAUGUUUAAUAUUGGGGUGGCAUUGCAUGCUUGCGGAGUGGCAACAGACAUGGUGAUUGAGCACUGCAUCAAAACGCGGGCUGCCUUUGUCACAUGCCCUUGCUGUUACGGUUUCAUUCAGAACACCUCAAAGUUUAAUUUUCCAAAAAGUGAACAAUUCAAGAAAACUUUAUCGUACAAGGAACACAUGAUUCUGUGCAGAUUUGCAGAUCAGACAGCUGUCCAGCUUCCAGCCCAGCGAAGGCUCAUAGGAAAACAGUGCAUGUGCCUGGUGGAUCUGGAUCGAGCAAGAGCUGCAGAAGAACGUGGUUACUCCGUUCAAGUAAUAUCCAUGGAGCCGGAGAGCUGCUCUCCCAAAAAUAACAUGAUCGUGGGAGUCCCCAUUUAGAAGGAGAUAUUCCCAUUUGAUGUUUUGCCAUCCGUUUUCAUGAUGAAAGCCCAGUGGCAUUUAGGAGGUUCUUGGCAUAACUAGAAAACAGCAUUAGCCAUCUUGAACUUAUUGUGCUCAGGAAGGAGAGCAGCAGGAAAAUCAUGGAAGAAAGGCUGCCUGCAAAGCAUCACAAAUGCUCUUGUAAUGUAUGAUUAAAGGACCGCUGGUUUUCAUAGUGAGAAUCCCCUGAAGUCCCAGCUGCCAACAGAAUAAUACUCGGUAGUGGAGGUUCCAUCCCUAGAAUAACAAUUUCCUUCUCAGCUCACAGCUUUUCUGAUCUUGCCAAUGUGAUGUUCAAUUCAAAACAAUGAAUCGAAGCCUUUAUAAUCAUUGCAGCCUUUGUAACCAUUUAGAUAUUCAAAUGGAGGCCACAACUAGACUCAGUGGGGUUUGCUGGUUGGCUGGUUGUAUUUUUAACAACUGGUCUUUUUCUAUAAUUUUAAAAAAAUAUCUCAUCAGGCAAUUACAGUAUGGUUAACUUUUUAAGCUAGGGUGAGUUGGAUUUGUAUCUCAUUUCAUACACUUCCUUGAAUAUAUUUCCCAUAAAUUACCAAAUGAGAUCAUCACUAGUUCAAACAUUUUAUAUGAAGACAUAAAAUAAUUGCAGCAAAUCUCCCAUUAUGGAAACAUGUAACUUGGACAUAAAUUCUAACUAAUCAGUAAACACAUUGAUCGAUUGUUUCAAAUUUAUAAAUAAUUAUUGAGGAUCCAUUAUUUUCAAGACCUGGCCUACAUUCUUCUAAGGGUACAAAGAUGAGUUGCAAGAAACAUGAUGCCUUGUCUAUGGAAUAAUCAUGGAAAAGAAAAGUGAACGAAUUAGUUAAGUUCUGUAUAUCAUAAUAUAAUGUGUGGUCACAAGAUUUGUUUUCCAGGUAUCGUAUCUUUUAGUUACGUUAUCUUGGUAAGACGUAUUGAAUAUAGAUUGGAGGUGGGAGGAGGGCAGAAUUUGGAAGCUUAUUUGAGUAUUUCUCCCUUCUCACAUUCUCCUAUUCCACUAGCCAAAGUUUUGAAAGACAGAUGGCAUGUCCUUUCUCACAUGCUGUUAAUUAUUUAACUUUUACAUGUCCUAGGUUAUUCCAUCUGAGAUGAGAUUUAUUUCAUUGAUUUUGAUGUUUUCAACCCCUGUAUGACACAUACCAAAAGGAAAAAGAACUCUAAUAAAAAACUCUUUCCUCA
This is a messenger RNA of Herpailurus yagouaroundi (jaguarundi), 3300 nucleotides long. It is a transcript of the gene GSTCD, whose product is annotated as glutathione S-transferase C-terminal domain containing. The record is from RefSeq and is a predicted model, not a curated record. The transcript has 12 exons. Lineage: Eukaryota; Metazoa; Chordata; Mammalia; Carnivora; Felidae. Bases 202 to 2082 code for a protein of 626 amino acids. Gene Ontology annotation, cellular component: cytoplasm.